UAGAUAGAGGAGGGCUCUUCGUUCGCUAUAGAGGUACAUCUGACUGCCAAUGGUAGCUCAGGAAAAUAUCAGUUAAACUAACAUUUUCUAUUGCGUUUUAAAAACCUGCGGCAGUCAAGUGUUGUGUUAUACUUUUAAUUGAUAUUAGCAGAUUGUGCUGUUUUACGCCUCACGUUCAAGGAGGUAUUUGUGUGUGGAUAUUCGGGUGACAUUUGGUUUGUUUUUACUCUACCAGCUUAAGAAUUCACUCCAAAAUGGCGGACAAACAGAAUGAAAGAAACACGAAAAAUGGAUCUGAGGACGCAGGGUGCGAUAGUACUUUGGAACUGCAUGAGGGUACCAAACUAAUGCUCGGGAGGAGCUUUGUGUUGACCCCUAAUGCUAUAGAGAAGAAGAAUCUAGCAGAGAAUCGCUGUGUGGAAGUUACAGUAAAGGAUGUGACCGACACCUCGGACAUUUUGGAGUACUUGCAGACUUCUGCCCAUGAGGGGACGGACCUGGGAAGUGACUACCAAGUUAUUAACCAAUAUACCGAUGUCAAGCAGAUACUAAAUCGUAACAUCGCAACAUCAUUUGUUGAAACCCCAGGUACUGGUACAACUAAUUAUGCUACCAUGUCCAGUGAGUUUGUAAACACUGUAUCGCCAGAAACUACCACAAUUAUUUAUGUGCAGCCGGACGGCAGUUUUGUAGAAGGCACCGGGUUAACUGCAGAGGAGCAGCAGCAACUGGUGGAACAACUGGAGAAGCAGCCGUUAUGUGCGAUAACAGAGAGCGAGGCUCGUCGUGUAUCUGAACGCCCCCCUGCUCGGAUCGCCCACUGUGGACGUUUGGCUCCAAAAGAGCUGCAACAAGUAAUACAACAAGUUAGCAGAUCACAGAAAUCUGCCAUGCACGUCGAGCAGCACAUCCUGCAGUCGGCCACACAGUGCAUGAAAGCAGCGGCGCCGGCCGCGGCCGAGCAGACUGCCACUUACUUUGCAAUCGAGCCCGCGUCUCUCUUCACGGCCGAAAGCCAGACUAAUGUUACAGUUCAGCCGCAGCAGCAACAGCAGUUGGCCAUCAUGCAGAACGCGUCCCAGCAGCUACAAAACGUCGCCAAGCAAGUGGCGCUCCAGCAGAGUCAGUCGCAAAACGGGACGCAACUGAGGAAGCUGGAACCCAUCCAAAUACAAGUCCAGGUGUCACCAACACAGGAAGGAAAGGAACGGUCCGUUGCACCAUUGGCAGUAUUCCAGCAAACACACAUGUCUGUAAAUCAGCUAAAUCACAAAGUGAAUGUCUCUUCAGGUGUAAAUGUCACCUGUCCCCAAAUCAUUCACAUUUCACCAGUAGUUGGGGAGCAGCAGUACAUCCUCCAUAAUGCAGGAGAUGCACCUAUUCAACUUCUCCUUCAGAGACCUGAACCAAUCACAGGAAGUGUUCUCCCUAUAUCUCAAACGAUACCUGUCCAGACCCCCAUCAAGGCUGUGGUAGCAGAUCCCCCUCAUUCCAAGAUGGCCUUGGAUCCUACCCUGGCAAAGAAGGAAAGACAAAGAGAGAAGAACAAUCAAAAAAGGCCACAGAAAAUUAAGACCCGAUCCGGCCGGGUGUCUAGACCUCCAAAGUAUAAAGUGAAGGACUACAAGUUUAUCAAGAGGGAGGAUCUAGCUGAUGGCCAUCAGUCUGACUCUGAUGACUAUUCUGAGAUAAGUGUGGAAGAAGAGGAAGAUGAUGAAGGAAAAGUCAGUGUGGCUAUGAAUAACUUUAACCUUAAUCCUAAAGCGUUCAAAUGUGAAACUUGUGAGAAAGCCUAUAUAGGAAAUGGAGGAUUGUCGAGACACUAUAGGCUAAAUCCUACUCAUAGAACAGCAGUUUCCUUUCAAGAGUCUGUAUCAGCCCCAAGGCAACAAAAUACAGUCUCCAAAAUAAGUUCUGGAGAUGAGCCCUCAAUGAUCCCAUCACUGAAAAACACAAACUCUGAGACCGUGCAUGUGCCAGCUACAGUUGGACAGAUGGUAGACACUGCGUUUCCAUCUACUGCUCAGGUUUCAAGUCCCGAAAAAGCCUUGGCACCUCAAAAUGAACAAAAGCCGGAAUCUAUAAAUCCUGAAAGAGCUCUUACAUGUACUGAGCAAAAAUUGUCUAGUGUACCUGGCAGACCGAAGGGCCCAGGAAGGCCCAGCCGACCAAAAAUUGCUGCACAUCGUACAAGAAGAGGCAGACCAGGUCGUCCCCCUAAACAUUUUGGAGGGACAAGUAUGGAACAAAAAACUCAAAGGAAUAAAACUCGACUGAAAGAGGUAUUGCAGCAGUGCAAUAAUGAAGAGCUUGUGGAGAUGGUACUUCCUCGCUUGGCUAAAGUGAUGACAGUAUGGGAGUUCCUGCUUAUGAAGGUGGAGAAAGGUUGCCCCUCUAAGCCUCAUUUUUCUGAUGUGUACCGGGAGUUUGAGCAACUGCACCGUCAAGUGAAGAAGAUGGCACAGGAUCACUUCGGUAUCCACAAUGAUCCCGGACCUCUGGCUGAUGUGGAACUAACUGAUCCUCAGGAAUUCAAGACUUUGCCCCCAGCUAAAAGAUUCAAAUUGGAAAAGGCUACUAUAGAAAGUAAUGGUGUCUGCCUGAAUGAGAACAUAAUUCCAGAUGUUGCUGUGGCUAAGCUGUCUGGAGCACCUGAAAAAGAUACAGACUUGACAAUGAAUGGAUUUCUGACUCCCACAUUAGAAGCAAAAGCAUCCGUUAUACAUAAUCACCUGGAGAUCAAGGAGGCAAAGACUGGAGAGAGACAAACAGUCACAGAAUCAAAAGAGAGCCAGCUGCAAGUCAUGGACCCCCAACAGGCCCAAAUGAUAGAGACACAGAUGGAAACUGAAACCCCCAAGCCUGAAGUGGUUUUCACUACCUUUGAGACAGACUUUACAGAAGAGGUCUUGGUUGAGGAACAUCUGCCCAGUACCACAGAGACUGAGAAUCUAUCAAGCAAGAUAAACAACUCAGGUGUAAAUACAAGCCCUCCACAACUCAUCUCAGUUGUAACUGACAAAGGCCAAAGUGGUCUUGACAUGGAGACCUCUGAGGUUUUGAAUGAGUCUGAUGUUGCAGAUCACAUGAGCCAUCUUGAGCAGACACUAAGCACAGAUGUCAUCCCUUUGGACCACUCGUACAGGAGUAAUGAUCAAGAACCUCAGCAACCUAUUGAGACUGUAAAUGGCCUGGAGCAGGACUGCAGCUUAGGAAGCAGCAUAUCUUUAGGAGGCACAGUGGAAUUCCAACUGGCAGAAGCAAGUCAGAAGGAUGAUCAUGAGCAAAUCCUUAUACAUACAGAAAAUGGCCUCAUUAUGCAGCACUCGGAAGGAAGCCUUGCCUCUGACCGUAUUGUUAUUGUCACUGACUCCAGUGGUACCACCAUGCAUAUCCGUGCCCCAAAGGAAGUACCAUUGGAGACGGUUCAAGCUUUGCUGGGCAUUGAAAAUGGCCAGACAGAAGACAUCCUAGUCCCUGAGACUCAUCAUUGACAUCUUGCUUAUAUAUCUGUACCCACAAUAUUGUUCUAAGAUUUUAUAUAUCUAGCAUUUUUUGUAAAUUUGUACAAUUUACUUUCAAAAUGUUUUUUUCAAUAUUAUCUGUAUAGCAUUCUGUAUGUCUGACAAAUGUAAAUGAAAAGGUGUUUCAAAGAAAUUUUAUUUUGGGGGAAAAAAUACCUGCGCUAUUUUACUACUUGAUUACAAAUGUUUUUCCCAACAUCAGUUACAUUUGUUGUCCCUUACACACUGAAAGGAAAUUGAACAUUUUACACAGGUUAAUAUACACAAUUUCUGACCACAUUACUUGGUAAAUGUAAACAAUAUUAGAAAAGUGUUAACCACUACCAAAGCAUACAUUUUCUUUAUUGUUGAUACAAAUCUUAGGAAAAAAACUCCUCCAACCAUUCCUCAAAGUAUGUUGUGGAAGUUCAUGUCAGCAUUCUGUGUCCUGUUUCCAGAAGCAAGCUCUCAAGCAAGACUUUAUUAAUGUCCUCUAUAUAGGGCUGAUAGAGCCAGGAUGAGAGAAAUACCAAAGAGAGAUUUGGGUCAGAUAUAUGAGCAAUUUCAUUAACAACUAUCUGCUUCAGGUUUAGUUCUUGCUUGUAAGCAUCAAAGAGCUUUGACGAUAUUUCAUCUGAAAAAGAAAUGAGAAAUUUAAAAUGUUUGCCCCACAGUCCAUUGAACUCAAUAGCAUUCAUACUGGGAUGGGUCACAUGAGUAUUAUUAGCAUGCAGAAAUCCUAAAUCCCAAAAGGCGAAGCAUGUGAAGAUAGGAAGGAAGGAUUUCUGUUUAUUAAAUUACAGUUUUAAGAAAUGGACCAAAUAUCACAAACCCUUGAGCUUUUAGUGUAUCUUCAGCAUAACUGUUUUCCAUUCUUAGCAUUAACCUUUAAUGAAUACUUUGGGUAACCAUUUAUACUAUAACAUUUAAAUAAGAUUAACCUAAUGCUAGAUCAGGGAAAAAAUGUAUGUGGAUUCUGUGCUCUAUUACCUGAUGACCUAAACACAACCAUACAUGUGUUUUGCAUAUAAAGUCAGCUGUAUUUAACACUGGCUUGGUAGCCCAGCCUCAUGGUCCACACUGCCUAGGUUUUGCUCUAGACCCCAUGACCCUGACCAGGAUACACAGAAGACAGAUGGAUGAGUUGUUUCUACCUACAGUCUUAAUUAAACCUUGUUUAAAUAAGGAGAAAACGUUCAACUAGUAGUCAACCUGAAUGAUGAAAUAUAUGCAUUCAUUGUAUGCCUGAUGACCAUACAUUUUCAUAGCCUUUUAUGGCGUAUGCCAUUUAUACAAAAAAUCGUUUGACCUAAUAAGGCUUAUGAUCUCGAACUACCAGCAGACGCAAUAAGCUAUCUACAGCCAUCGUAUAUGGCAACAAAAAAUACUUUUGAGAAAGAGGAAAAGUUUGCCUCAUUUAAUUUCAUACAUGCUCAUUUGCUAUUGUUGGAAACAUUGUACACUUCCGUUUUGGAGUAAUAAGCUUUCUUUGUUUCUGCUUCUGGAAUGGUGGAUCAUUGUCCAUUACUUGCACACAUAUACACUGUGCUUUUGGUUUCUACCCAAAAAGUUCACUACAAUAAAUGUUAAAGGUUUCCUGCAUGUUACUAUUCAAAUGUUGUGACCAUAUGACAAUGAAGGAAAAAAAAUCAGUUGUACACAUUGAGGCCAUAUAACAAUAUAAAUUCUACUUUGAUGUGGUCUUCAGUUCAUAUUCGUUAAUAAAACACUAUUCCAAUUGUGAAAUUAUUCCUCUCAAGUUAAUCAACAACAUAAUAUAAAAAUAAUCAACCUUCAAGCCAGGGGUGGCCAAUCUUAUCCAGAAAGGGCAACAGUGUUUUGGGUUUUCGCUGAAACUCCCGAAAUAUAUUACUAAUUAGAGGACUGAUUGGCUGAAGAGUCCUCACACCUGGGUUUCAACAGCUGACCUAAAGGUUAUCCCAAAAACAUACAUACACACUGGCCCUUUGUGCAUAAGAUUGACAACCCCUGCUUUAAGCCUUUCCAGAACCUUUGUAAUUUAAUGAUUUUUCUACCUAACAGAAUUGUAAGCUCUGGCUAGACAUUUUAAAAAGUGUUUUAUUUCUGUAAUGAUCUCUAUGGCAUAAACUUUGCUAUGAGUAGUGAUGAUUCAAGCAGCUACACACUACAGCCUAAUCACAUUUUAAAUGCAGUUCAGCAUCUGUCUGUGCAGUGGAUGGAUUCCAUCAGGAAACAGAACAGAGGGACCUGAUGCAAAUAUUUUUAACAGACUCAUUUGUACAAAUAUUAUGAUCCAGAUAGGUGAGAUCAAAGAACAUUGUGUCAGUCAUCAAAGACUUCAUCUGCACUUUUCAUAUAAUCAUGGAAUGUUUUGUUUCAUAUUGCUACUUGCUGAAAAAGAAUGCAUUGAUUGUUUUCACCUAAUGUAUACUAAUAUAGAGGAGUUUCACUUUGGUUUUCUUUGCCAUAUUUGUGUAAUCUGCUUUCCAGGAAAUUUUAAUGUUAUAUGACAUUUGUAUAUGACACAUUAUUUUAAAGAAUAAUUUUUAGUCGUUGUAUUGUUAGUAAUGUAUUAUAACUAUUACUUCUAUCUUAGGAAUGAAGAUGCAAUAUGGUAACAUACUGGAUUGACUCUUUUGGGAAUCGUUUUAUGCCCAAUGAUAUGUACAUUUCUGUUAGAGCUCAAAUGUUCACUUUGUAAAAAGUUCAUGCAUAUUGUUUUUAUUUAAACUUUUCACAACCCUGUUGUCACCAUUUAAUAAAGGUAUCAGUGCUUUGAUAAAAUGCCAAUACAAUAGGAGAGUGCACAGUUCUAUUAUCUAAAUUCACAAAAAAAAUGUGUCUGGCCCAACACUGAGACACUGCAAAACUACAGUGCUAUAGUAAACACCCCUCCCUGCAACAUAUUUUUUUCAUAUUUACUUAUGAAUGCAUGCACAAUCUCAGAAGAUCCUCCACAGGCUGUCUGAUAAUGAGAAUGCUGACUUUUGGUCAAACCAGAUUUACUUCAGCACUAUGUCUUCAUUGGUGCACUGUUAUAUACAGUGUUUCCAUAUUCUGGUUCAUAGUGUACUGUAGUUUUAGUGGAAUGCAUAGGUAGUGAUGCUGCUUUAGACAUAUUGUACACAUCAGUUAUGUGCUUAUUGAUGUUGUGUCAUUUCAUGCUCUUGUACGCAACGACCUCUGUCGUUUUGGAGAAAAUUUGCCAAAAGUAAAUAAAACGAUGAUGAUUUUACUUGA
This is a messenger RNA of Brienomyrus brachyistius, 6725 nucleotides long. RefSeq names its product zinc finger protein 839 (gene znf839). The transcript has 7 exons. The coding region runs from base 255 to 3494 and encodes 1079 amino acids. NCBI's taxonomy places the organism in Eukaryota, Metazoa, Chordata, Actinopteri, Osteoglossiformes, Mormyridae. The record is from RefSeq and is a predicted model, not a curated record.